AUGGCCGCCACACAAGCCACCACGGCCGACGAGCUGUUCGCCGAGCUCAACCGCACCCCGCUCUUCAUGACGCAGCUGGACGCCAGCGACGGCGCGGGCGGCGAAAACGUCGAGCUCGAGGCCUUGCGCGCGCUGGCAUACGAGGGGACCCGCGCGGAGGUGGCGGCCAAUUUCCGGGAGCAGGGGAACGAGUGCGCGAGGAUGAAGCAGUGGGCUGAUGCAAGGGAGUAUUAUGGCCGCGCUGUUAAGGCGUUGGAUACGGCGAGGGAGAGCUUUGAGCAGGAGGGAGUGGGGGCAGAGGCGGAGGCAGAGGUGGAAAUGGAACUAGGGCCGGGUGGGGGGGAGAGGAAGGUCGUGGAUCUGGAGGAGGAGGACAAGAAGGAGAAGGAAACGCGCGAAGCCUGCCUCGUCAACCGCGCGCUCUGCAACCUCUCGCUGCGCAACUACCGCGCCACCAUCACCGACACCAAAGCCGCGCUCCGCCUCAACCCCGCCAACAUCAAGGCCUGGUACCGCGCCGCGAGCGCCUUUCUCGCCCUCGACAAAACACCCGAAGCAGCCGACACGUGCGCGCGCGGCCUCGCCCUCGACGAAGCAAACGCCCCGCUCCUCGCCCUCAAAGAGAAAAUCGCGACCCGCGCCGCCGCGCUCGAAAAGGCGCAGAAGGCGCGCGAGCAGCGCGAGGCCCGCCGCAGGGCGGAAGAGGCGGCGCUGGCGCUCGCGCUCAAAGCACGCAAGAUACGCACGCGCGAGACGGGCGCCGACCCGGACACCGCGGACGCCAAGAUAUCUCUCGCCGACCCCGUCGACGCGGCCAGCAUUCUUUCCCUGCCCGUCCUCCUCCUCUACCCACUGCACGCGCAGACGGACCUGGUGCAAGCGUGCGCGGAGACAGACUCUUUGGGCCAGCAUCUCGAGUACAUCUUGCCGGUGCCGUGGGACGAGGCGGGGGAGUACGGGCGUCUGGAGGAGGGCAAGGUCGAGUGCUAUCUUGAGACGGGGGCGGGGGGGAUCGUCAAGGCGGGCUUGAAGGUGCCGUUGGGGAAGGUGUUGGGUGGGGGGCAGGUGGAGGUCGUGGAUGGACUUGUGAGGGUGAAUGUGGUGCCGAAGAGUCGGGCGGGGGAGUGGAUUGCGGAGGUGAAGAGGCGGAAGGGGUUGUAG
Molecule: messenger RNA, 1161 nt
Organism: Aplosporella prunicola CBS 121167
Lineage: Eukaryota; Fungi; Ascomycota; Dothideomycetes; Botryosphaeriales; Aplosporellaceae
Exons: 1
Coding region: 1-1161 (386 amino acids)
Biological process (GO): protein folding
Molecular function (GO): Hsp90 protein binding
Source: RefSeq, a predicted model, not a curated record